Messenger RNA from Fusarium musae, 972 nucleotides. RefSeq names its product putative secondary metabolism biosynthetic enzyme. NCBI's taxonomy places the organism in Eukaryota, Fungi, Ascomycota, Sordariomycetes, Hypocreales, Nectriaceae. Bases 1 to 972 code for a protein of 323 amino acids. The transcript has a single exon. Gene Ontology annotation, molecular function: oxidoreductase activity. The record is from RefSeq and is a predicted model, not a curated record.
AUGCAAGCAUUCCAAUACGGCGGCCCAGAAUCUCCAUUUGCGCUUCAAACACUCCCCAUCCCUACGCCAAAACAGGGCCAGGCCCUCAUCUCAGUCAAAGCAGCCGGCCUUUGUCAUACCGACGCCCAUUACGUUGAUGGACACGGUAUCUCUAUGCUGGGAUAUCUUCCAAUUACUCUUGGGCACGAAGUAGCCGGAACUGUCGUCAAGCUCGGAUCAGAGCCAUCACCAGUUCAAAUCGGCGAUCGCGUGGUAGUCGCCCUAGUAGCUCAUCCCGUUGAGAAGGCAACACGAUCCACAACAAUUGGGCUCGGCUACGAUGGCGGCUAUAGCGAAUUUGCGAUAGCUCAUUAUGAACACUUGUUCAAGAUUCCAGAAGGAGUGUCCUUCCCUCAAGCAGCUGUUGCCACGGAUUCUAUCUCCACGGCAUAUCACGCUGUAGUUGUGACGGCUGGGGUCAAGGAGUCAACAACUGUCGCAAUCAUUGGAAUCGGCGGCCUCGGCCUCAACGCAGUUGCAAUAUCUGUACUGCAAGGCGCCAAGGUCUAUGGAAUCGAUAUCAACGAGGAUAAAUAUAACGAUGCGAAAAGCUUGGGAGCGGUCGCGUGCGCUUCCAGUCUCGCGGGUUUCUCCGAUGUUUCAUUCGAUGCCAUCAUCGACUUUGUUGGCACCACAGCAACAAUUUCUGCCGGAAUAACCGCUGUCAAGAAGGGUGGCACUAUUGCAAUGGUUGGCCUGAAUGGACAGGGUGUGGAGGUAUCGUCACUGUUGUUGGUUACGAAGAGUAUCAGUUUGAGGGGCUCGUUUGGCGCGUCGAAAGAGGAGUUGGUGGAAAUAUUGAAGUUAAUCAGCUCUGCAAAGCUCGUGCCGAAGUUGAGAGAGAUUCCCUUUUGGGAUGUACCAAAGGGUUUGGAGGAUAUAAAGAAGAACAAGGUUGAGGGCCGUUUGUUUGUCUGCCCGAGUCCUGAAUAG